UCGAACUUGUGCGUCUGUGGAGGAGGAUUAGUUCAACAUGUUUCUGACUUUGAACACGCGUAUAUGUGUAUGUAAUCCACAAUAAACAUUAAGGCCCCCGUGUCUGACCCCGAUAAAAUUAGCCGGUACAUUGUGGAGCCAAGUUCGAAUUUUGAAUUUGUUGUUGUAAAAGGGACGUUUAAUUAUGUGGAAGUUCUAAAUGGUUAUCGUGGAUAAGCGAGUUCAGUGUGGUGUAAAUUAUUAUUGCGUGUUGGAUUAUUCUGCUACAUUAGGGAAUUUGACAUGUCCGUCAAAUCGCUGAAGAAUCGACCAACCCUUUACAUGGAGCAGAAGAAAAGAAAAUAGAAAUGUAAGAUGCCUUGAGAGACGAUUACUCGCGAGGGUCGUCCUCGGCAAGUGGACAAGUAUGAAGACGUUCCGUAAGCAGCUCCUCACGGUCCUUCUCCUCCUUCAUGCCGGCGUUAACGAGGCUGUGGACCUCUCGCAAUGUAUCGCUCCUCUGGGGAUGGAGAAUGGAGCAAUCAAGGACGAGGACAUCACCGCAAGCUCGUCGUUCGAUAGCGGUAACGUGGGCCCUCAUCACGGCCGGGUGCGAACGGACCGAAACGGGGGCGCUUGGUGUCCGCUGAAGCAGGCGACAACGGAGCCCGAAGAAUGGAUCCAAAUCGAUUUGAAAACAGUUCAUAUGAUAACAGCAACCGGAAGCCAGGGCCGCUUCGGUAACGGGGUUGGAAUUGAAUACGCGGAAGCUUACAUGCUGGAAUAUUGGCGGCCCAAGCUCUCGAAAUGGAUACGUUAUCAUAACAGCAAAGGCGAGGAGGUCCUGCCUGGCAACAUCAACACAUAUCUGGAAUCGAAGAACACUCUCGUGCCUCCCAUCUGGGUGAGCAAAAUCCGCUUCUACCCCUACAGCUACCACAAACGUACAGUUUGCAUGCGAGUGGAGCUGUACGGCUGCCGCUACACCGACGGCAUCGUCAGCUACUCCAUGCCCCAGGGCGACAAACGCGGCUCCAACUGGGAAUUCUACGACUUCGGCUACGACGGCCACUGGGACGGCGACGAGCUAAAGCACGGCCUGGGCCAGCUAAUCGACGGAAUCUUCGGCCACGACGACUUCAAAACCGACUUCUACGACGAGGCCCAGACCUGGGUCGGCUGGAAGAACGACACGCGACAGCACAAACCCAUCGAAAUCAAGUUCGAGUUCGACCGCGUGCGCGAAUUCUCCGCCGUCCACAUCUACUGCAACAAUCAGUUUACGAAAGACGUCCAGAUUUUCUCGCACGCCAAAGUCAUGUUCAGCGUCGGAGGCAAGCGCUUCAAAGGCGAACCCAUCACGUACGAGUACAUGGAGGACCGCAUCUUCGAAAACGCGCGAAAUGUCACCAUAAAGCUCCACCAUAGAGUGGGGCGGUUUGUUAAAGUGCAGCUCCACUUCGCCGCCAAGUGGCUUCUCGUCAGCGAGAUCACCUUCGACUCGGUGGUGGCGCACGGCAACUUCACCGUGGAGUCGGAGCCGAAGGCCGCGCCGCCCACCCAAGGGCACGAGCUCCACGAGCAAAAGAUCGAGAUUCCCGUGCCGAAUAAGAUAAAUGAACCGGCUUAUUUGACAAUCAUCGUGAUCGGGCUAGCGUUUAUUAUACUGUUGUUGGGCGGAGUGAUUUACCUGAUCAUCCACCGCUUCCGGAAUAGAAAGUUCUUCCGCAGUCCGAACUCCUCCAACAUUGGGUUUCCGGGCGAUACUUUGCCGCAUCUUCAGCCGGAGUCGGUGCUGGGGAUGAGCGAGAAAGGGAGCUCGAUUGAGGCGUAUGGAGUUACUGAAAUUGAGGAUUACCGCAGAAGUCAUGGCACUUUGAAGUCGAGCUUGCGGUCUACUCUACCACUGCCACAUCCUGGACACAUGUCGGAAGGCAACGAAUAUCAAGAACCAUAUCAAGCGCUCAAAUAUGCGCCUUAUUAUAGCUACAGCUCAGUGGUUAUGGAAAUGCAGGAUGCUAUGCCCAACAGUAUUAAGAAAUGCCCAAUCCAGCAAAUAGAUGCUUAUGAUUACGCAGUACCUGAGCCUGGGACUCUUCCGCUUCUUGGUUCGGACAACACAUUGCCAAUAAAUAGAAGUAGAAUGAGUAGCGUCUCUUUAAAAAGCCAGAAAAUGAAUGCGAGAAACAGCCACAGUGAAGGUAAAAGGUCCCCAACGCAACAAGAAGCUCUAACCGCGCUAAAAAAGCGCUUAGAAGACACACAACUUGUAGAGUUUCCAAGGCAUCGAUUGCGGAUGCUAUCGAAACUUUCUGAAGGAGCAUUUGGAACGGUAUACAUCGCUGAGGCGGACGGGAUAACCGAAUUCUCCUCGUCCAUGUCUUUGGGGACGCGCCUCGUGGCAAUAAAAUUCCUCGGCGAAAACGCCGCCGAAAAGGAGAAGAAGGAUUUCUACCGCGACGUGCGAAUCCUGGCGGCUCUGGAGGACCCAAACAUCGCCCGUGUCCUGGGGAUUUGCAGCCAAGAGGAGCCGAUUUGUGUGGUGAUGGAGUAUUUGGACCACGGUGAUCUGUGUCAGUUCUUAAAAACGCACGUUGCCGCGGACAACAAUGCCAGUUUACCGUACGGUGUUAAGUCGCUCUCGUUCAACUGCCUUCUGUACAUGGGGGCCCAGAUCGCCUCGGGCAUGCGCUAUUUGGAGUCCCUCAACUUCGUGCAUCGCGACCUGGCGACCAGGAACUGCCUCAUAGGCAAGGGAUAUCAGAUCAAGAUCUGCGAUUUCGGUACUUACAACGAACUUUAUAUCAAUGACUACUACAAGGUGGACGGCAACACGCCGCUGCCCAUCCGAUGGAUGGCCUGGGAGUCGGUCUACCAGACCAGGUACACAACGAAAAGCGACGUGUGGGCGUUUGCUGUCACCUUGUGGGAAAUUCUGACGCUGUGUCGGAGACCGCCUUACGAUUCUUUACCGGAUCCUGAAGUUAUGGAGAAUUUAGCACACAUGCACUGUGAUGAUGGACAGUAUAUGUAUCUACCUCGACCCACGGCUAGCAAGGAUAUUUACGACUUGAUGCUCGAGUGCUGGAGACGGAAAGAUGUGGAGCGGCCGAGCUUUAGAGAGAUUCACAUUUUCUUGCAAAGGAAAAACUUAGGAUACGCUCCUACAUAGUUUAGGAAGACUGGUUAGGUAUAGAGGGAUCAACAUUUAUGUAUAUAGAACACAGGGUGAUAAUAUCUAUUUUUAUUUCGACUUUGUUUUGUACAAACUCAGUUAGGCUUAUUCUUUGACAAGUGUUUUUAUUAACAGAUUUAUCACACGCGACACGGAGGACUAGAACUAGGAGGCGAAUAACGUACUCGGCAAAUACAAACGUGGGACAUUUCUAAAAUUGUAAGAAAAUUGCAUUUAGAACAACAACACAAAGUUAGUACAUGUUAUAUGAACUUUUUGACAAUUUUCAAAUAAAAAAAUCAAACAUUUAGUGAAAAAUUAUAAUUCAAUGAUAAGGCUUCCUAAUAUUUUAGUCCUUCGUGUACGCCUUUCGGGUAAAAACGAUUCACGUUGUUUGUUUUCUAUUUACGUGGAAGAAGAGUAAAAAUUAUAGAAAUUUAUGAGUGAAUCUAUUUUAGCGUCUGUUAAUACGAACAAGUGUACCUCCCAUGCUUUACCCAUUUGUUAUAUAAACUCUUCACAAGGCACAAUAAUUCAAGACAAUGUAUAGAUAAUAUUGUAAAAGUAAUAAUAUCAGUGUUAUAUAAUUAUAUUUACUAGUCAAUUGAGGCGCCUAAGUAAAAUAUUUUCAACGACUUAAUGAUGUCACAAAGGAGCUUAUGAUGGAAAGUAACGAAAAAAGCAUUCUAAACUAUAUAUCUUCUACAUUAGAUAGUAUUUUAACGAUAUGCGCUCCUGUGCUUUACAAGUGAUGUCUAUAAUAUAUAGAAAUGAAACUUUUCUAGUUACCAAAAAUAUUGUAACGUUGUUUCAGUUGUAUGGUUUUUAUACUUGCUGAUGAAAAGUGUAUGCUCGGAGAUGUACCUACAAUAACUUUUAAUAACAGUCAGGUUUUAGUUCAUUAUAAUGGAUUUGAUUAUUGUUUAAUGUGCCAAUAAGCUUCACUUACAGUAUAGCGAAUUGUUAUUUAUUUUAGCUGUAAUUUAUUUUGCUUCAUUGUACAUGUAAAACUCAACUAUUAGAUACUCUAUGUUUCUUAAUGACAUACUUACUAAAGUAUUCAAACAUUCCAACAUAAUAUAAGUGGCACAAAUUUUUAAUAACUUUUGCAAUAAUGAACCAUUUGUGAUUUUGUUGAUGUGCAUUUAAAUUCUGCAAUUAAUAAUUAUGUCGAGUAAUAAUAACAUAUCAAUUUAAUAAAUUGUAAUUAGGUAUUACUUUACCCCGAUAUUUUGUUUUAUUGAUAAUUUACGAAAAUAAAUCUUUAAAAGAUUUCAA
Messenger RNA from Tribolium castaneum (red flour beetle), 4432 nucleotides. Its product is annotated as discoidin domain-containing receptor 2. Gene Ontology annotation, biological process: cell surface receptor protein tyrosine kinase signaling pathway; positive regulation of phosphatidylinositol 3-kinase/protein kinase B signal transduction; positive regulation of kinase activity. Lineage: Eukaryota; Metazoa; Arthropoda; Insecta; Coleoptera; Tenebrionidae. Gene Ontology annotation, cellular component: plasma membrane; signaling receptor complex. The record is from RefSeq and is a predicted model, not a curated record. Gene Ontology annotation, molecular function: collagen binding; protein tyrosine kinase collagen receptor activity; ATP binding. Bases 407 to 3151 code for a protein of 914 amino acids. The transcript has 10 exons.